GUUCGGAAGACAAGUCAGGCAGCAGUCUUGGUACUACUUGAACAAGAACUUAUUGACAAGCAAGAUGUGGAAGAUUAUGUGUGUCCUGUAAUAAUUCAACUCACUGGAUCUGAAAGUUCAGAUGAUUACAGAACAGAAGCUGUGGCAGUGCGUAUGGCUGCUUUUCAGGCCUUGGGUCCCUUCAUCUCUACAUUUGCAGAUCCUGGUAAAACAGGUUUAACUUUUAAUGCUGAUGGAUCGAUUACAGUGAAAGCUGAUGCAGAAGUACUGUGUGAACCUACUACCUCAGAUAAACCUCACAGGACUCAUAAACAUAAAAAUAAACAGCAGGAUAUGUUCAUGGAAGUGGACGAGAGUUCGGGAUCAUCAUCAGCCAAGAUUUUCUUGACGCGGAGUAGCAGUCCACCGACAACGGAAAGCGACAUUAGUGAAGCUGAAAAGGAAAUUGCAGUUGAUGAGAAUGUGCAUAUGGCAGUUGGUGAAUUAACUUUUUCGGUUGAGGCAAGUGCGAGUGAAACAGAAAAACCUGAUGAAAAGGAAGAAUUCAAUUCAUUUAUGUUCUGGCGUGAACCACUUCUGUCUGUCGACGAUGAAAUUUACACAUCUUCAACCAGUGUUACAGUUGGAGACUUUUCGGACGAAUCAAAUGACCAUAAUUCUUCAAGAGAUAAUACUGAAACAGACAGUGAUAAAGUUCAAAAUAGUUGUGAUGGGGAUCUUGUUGAACAAGUAUCCGAGGUUCAUCUGGAACCUGCGAACAAAUGCACAUAUGAAGUUAGCAAGUUAACAGGGAACAAAGUGGAAGUGAAGGAGGUUGGCAGCCCCCUGACUGCCAGUGUGUGUGAUGUGAAUGAGGAUACGGCAAAGGAUAAGAAGCUGCAUACGGCAAGUGUGAAUGAAGUGAAUGAGUUGACGGAGACUGUUCCAAAUAUUGGUAGUCAGCAAGUGCUUCCACAGCGGCUUAAUGAGAACACAAUGACAAUUGUCAAUGGGAUUACAAGUACUCAGGAUUUAUUGGAUGGCACUACAAGUGAGGGAGAAAGUGAAGAUAGCUCAGUCGAUGACGACCAGUGGAGGAAACAAGAUGUGAUCCCGCAUGAUCUACUGGAAAACUAUCUGUCAAUGAUUGAUCCCCAGCGUGCACAGACAGUUGACACUGAAAUUGCCAAACAUUGUGCCUAUAGUUUACCUGGUGUUGCCUUUACAUUAGGGAGAAGAAAUUGGCAUUGUAUAAAAGAUAUUUAUGAAACAUUAGCAUCUGACAUGCAGUGGAAAGUAAGGCGGACACUGGCUUUCUCAAUUCAUGAGAUGGCUGUUAUUUUAGGAGACCAAAUCACGUCUGAUGACCUGGUGCCAGUGUUUAAUGGCUUUCUUAAAGAUCUAGAUGAAGUCAGGAUUGGAGUUUUAAAACAUUUGGCUGAUUUCCUUAGGCUUCUGAAUAAAGGUAUGAGAAAGGAAUACCUGAUUAGGCUUACAGAUUUUUUACAAACCGAUAACCAAAGAAAUUGGAGGUUUAGGCAUGAAUUAUCACUGCAGUUGGUCGCUUUAUGUGAUUUAUUUUCACCAUUAGAUGUCAUUGAAUAUAUCUUUCCUAUAGCAAUAACGUUAGCAGGGGAUAGAGUAGCUGAAGUUAGGACACUCGCUUACAAAUUGCUCAGUAUAAUUCUGAAGAAACUACGAGAUGACAAUAGCCUUCAUAAAAGAUUCAUAGAUGACAUUGUAAAUAGAUAUGCAGAAAGCAAUAGAUGGUUUGGAAGGCAAACUUUUGCUCAUCUGUGUCAAUCACUGUUAGCAGAAGAGUCACUCUGUGAGGAUGACUUUGCAGAGGAGCUAUUACCCCAUCUGCUAGAAUUAGCAAGGGACAAUGUGCCAAAUGUACGCCUUGCAGUAUCUCGAACACUGGCCAGUCACGUUAUACCCUCAGAUUACUUCUGCAGCAAGGAGAACCCCAAAUAUGAUGCGUUACAGUAUGUGUUUGUACAGUUACAGGAAGACGCUGAUCGAGAUGUUCGCUUCUAUAUGGCUCAGUCCAAUAAUAUGUACAUCAAUUUUGCUGAUGGAGAUAGUGAUGAACCACCUGUGUAAUAAGAAUAUAUCAAUGUUUCUUCAAUCAAGUACCGUCGUCACAACCAUCAAUGAGUCUUCUGUAGAUUGAACCUUUACUGUGGCCUUUCCUGUUUGCCUGUAGUGACUGUUUUGUGGUGCUUUUCUUUUAAGGGGGAUUAAAUGGUUAUUCAAAAUGUGUGCCCUUGCAAUAAUUAAAAAUCACUGCUUUGUUGGCAGUUUAAUUAAACUUAUUUGUUGUGUGUCCCAGCAGUUCUCGUAUUGCUUUAGCUUUUUUUUUUUUAAGUUGUGCAUUUAUGUAAUUGUCCCCACAAAUGUGUAUCUUUGUGUAAUGAACUUGCAAAAUUAGAAAAAAUUUAAUGCAAGACAUGAACUUGAUCAGUGAGUCUCUUUACUAUAUUGCUGGAUACAUUAGAUUUUUAUUAUGACAGUCUUCAAUGUCUUAGCUUGUCAGUGUUUAACUUAACAGUACUUUACAAUCUCAAUAAAAAUAACUUAUCUGCAGUAAAUGUGUGCAUUAUACAGUAUAUUUGUACCAUUUUAAUAAUGUCCAUCUCCCUGUGUGCAAACAGAAUCUUGUGCAAGCUACAUUGACAUGUGUGCUAAAUAAUCUACAGUAUGUGGAUUGCUUGUCACUUUAAUGUAUGAUUUGUAUUGUCUAAUAAAAGAAAGUAGUAAUGGCUUUCCAUGUGCUGCAUCAUCCAUAGUUAGGUGCUAAACUAAACCACGUUUUCAUUUGCUGUAAUUUUAUGUCUGAUUAUUAACUUGUUAUACUCCUUGAACUUAAUAUGCAAUGUAGGAAGCAGCUCAGGUAAAACUAAUGUCCACUUGCAUUGUUAUGCUGCUGAUUGCUUCAAUAUCUCUCUAGGUCUUAUUUACAAUACAACUUUAGUAACUGCUUUUUGUUCUCGGGAGUACCAAGUUGGGCAUUUAUUCACUAAUUUAUUGUAUUGUCUCCAAAUGUAUUUAAUGUGUGGAAAUUAUCCAGUCUGGCAAGUUCUCCAUUUUUUGAGUGAUGUUUAAAAGAGUCAUUAAAUUGAAAAAUAUUUGUAUAAAACAAUAUUGUAGAUACAACUAAAAUACUGAUAUUUUUACUCUGGGAAGUUUUAGUGAUUUCCGAAAUUUUUUCAAACUACAUCUCCAAAUUCUCUAUUUUGGUAAGGGCAAAUAUUAUCUUUUGCUUAUUUUUGGUUAUCAUAAAAUCAUUUACUCAUUUGGGCUAUUUUGGCCUAAAUUGCAUCAUUGCCAUGGUUUCAGAUAAGCUGAUGCAGCUUUAGAUUUGUCUUUCAAGAAUUGUAAUUUUUUUUCUGCCUUUUUAUGGUAUAGAAUUUCUGUAUGGAUUGUACUACUUUCAUAUUGAAAGAUUUUCUCAUAUUCUUCAUCUUGUCUUGUAGUAUACAGCUAAAUACUUUAAUGUCUUGUUUACAUGGGAUUAAGACUUUGAUGAAACUGUCUGUGACCAAUCCUCUUUUACCAAUCAUUUCCACCCUGCCUCUUCAAACAACUGUUGAUGAAUCAGUUGAUGAAGUGAAAGUAUUUUGCGACUUUACAUACUUUUUAAACCCUUGACAAGCCAAACGAUGUGUAGCAUACAUAAAUCUCUCGCAAUAGUUUUGUCCCCUUUUCACGCGGAUCUGUAUGUAAUUUUGUAAAAAAUAAUUUCUUGAUGCAAAAUGUCUUAUAAAAUAACAAUAAAGGAACUUCCCCAUGAAA
Messenger RNA from Saccoglossus kowalevskii, 3777 nucleotides. Its product is annotated as serine/threonine-protein phosphatase 4 regulatory subunit 1-like. Gene Ontology annotation, molecular function: protein phosphatase regulator activity. NCBI's taxonomy places the organism in Eukaryota, Metazoa, Hemichordata, Enteropneusta, Harrimaniidae. Gene Ontology annotation, biological process: protein dephosphorylation. The record is from RefSeq and is a predicted model, not a curated record. Gene Ontology annotation, cellular component: cytoplasm.